Cyclospora cayetanensis is the source of this 579-nucleotide messenger RNA. RefSeq lists its product as uncharacterized. Lineage: Eukaryota; Apicomplexa; Conoidasida; Eucoccidiorida; Eimeriidae. The record is from RefSeq and is a predicted model, not a curated record. The annotation marks the transcript as partial. The transcript is spliced from 6 exons.
AUGGUCAAGGCUCCUCGUUAUAUUAGCUAUGCGCCGUCUGCUCGCGGAGAUGCGACAACAACGCAGCUGACUUUUUGGUGUUGUGCAGGAUGUUGUUUCUUUCCCCGAAAGCAGGGGGAGACUGCAUGCGCUUUUUCAGCAGGCUACGUUCUACGCGGUGGGCUUGGAGGCCUGCCUGCCUUCACUCCGCCGCAUGCAAAGGCAUUUCAUGACAGCCUACACACGCACUACGGCUUUCAACACAGCAGCAAGCCCCCGUCUUCUGGAAGCCGUGCUCCUGGGGAUGCUCCGUCUGCUGAAGCGUCGGAGAUUCAGAGAUUUGCCGUUCCAAACUAUAUAGCAUGUGGCAAGGCACGCAUGCAAAACAGCACCCUUCCACAACCUGCUGCUGCUGCUGCUGCUGCAGCUGCUGCUGCUGCUGCAUCGCCUGCAGCAUCGACGUCAUCCGCAGACACAGCAGCAGCUAGCUUCCCAUCGAUAACGCCGAAUUUUUGCAAGACCUGCCGCAGCAGCAGGGGAGCAUCCAAGUCGUCAAACUCUUCCUCCUCCUGCUCGCCAUCUGCCUCUGCCUCCUCUUCU